Messenger RNA from Gongylonema pulchrum, 1275 nucleotides. The record is from the annotation of a GenBank genome assembly. Lineage: Eukaryota; Metazoa; Nematoda; Chromadorea; Rhabditida; Gongylonematidae.
AUGGCGGGCGACCUUGGCGAUGGAUUGGCCGGGGGAGGGGAUGAUCCGAUGGAGGAGUACGAGAUGAUGGGCGAAGCCGAGGAUGAUGACGCAUUGCUCGGCGACGAGGAUGACAUUGUACGUGUUAUUCCACUGGACGACGAUAACUCGCUUGGCCAUUCACAAGCACCACAAGAGAUUAGCGGAGAUGAAGAAAUGCAAGAUUCUGAUGACGAUGACGGUGACGAAGAAGCGGGUGAAGUGCUUUCGGAAUCGCAGCUAGUGAGGGCGUGCAACGACGAGGUAUAUACAGUAACGUGUUUUCGCAACUGGCUGGUUGUUGGUGGAAAAAAUGAUCAGGCUGUUCUCUACAGGCUUGAUAAUCUUUCGGAACCAAUACUUACGAUUGAUGGCCAUAAAGAUAGCGUAAUUUGUGCCGAGUUCAAUGGCCGAGGUCGGCUGCUAGCGACAGGUGAUAUGUCUGGCCUGAUUAUUGUUAGCGAUCCAGUGCAGCCAAAGAAAUGCUACACGAUUGAAGACUGUGAAGAGUUAUCCUGGAUGAAAUGGCACUUUUCGGCUGAUAUUCUCCUUGCUGGUGGCCGAAAUGGCAUAUGGAUGUGGCUCAUAACGCUUGAUGGUGUACAGCAGACAAAGACCUACUUUUGUGGCUCAGUGGCCAGAUCAACUGAUGGCAGUUUGUUAAAUGAUGGACGACGACUGAUUUCAUGCUAUGAGGAUGGCUCAGUACGAAUCUGGUCCCUGAAAGAUGAAAAAUCGAUGAGCAUAACGACCGGAGCUCAAGAUGCCACUCGCCUGGAUACUCACCACAGUUUAUCUCUGGCCAUUGUUGGUGAUACAGCUGGACAUUGCUUUCUUGUGAGCACCGAUACAGCCAAAGUACUGAAAGUUUUCAACGUACAUGAAGGAAGCGAACACGGCUGCGGCUCGAUUGAGUGCGUGAGGUUUCAUCCGGGCGAUAUGCGAUGGUUUGCUGUUGGCACGAAUUUUGGACGUUUUGCUAUUUACGAUUUUGCUACUGGAACACUGCGACACGUCCUGCUAGACAACGAGGAGGCAGUGGUAGAUUGCAAGUGGUAUCAGCCGGGGCCAGGGCAACAGUAUCGCCUCAUUGCGGCACAAUAUGACGGCACUGUUACAACAUGGUCGUCCGCCGCAGAUAACACUACAGCUUUGGUAUGUGUGCAUUUGACACUAUCGUAUUUAUACUGGGGUGGCCAGACAGUAAUAAAAAGAUGUGGGUGUUUGGUGAGAAUGGCCGUUUUUACCUGUUUUUGA